Lobosporangium transversale is the source of this 600-nucleotide messenger RNA. RefSeq lists its product as hypothetical. The transcript has 2 exons. Lineage: Eukaryota; Fungi; Mortierellomycota; Mortierellomycetes; Mortierellales; Mortierellaceae. The record is from RefSeq and is a predicted model, not a curated record. Bases 43 to 600 code for a protein of 185 amino acids.
CUUUUUGUGAAACCUGAAACCUCUUUUUUCCCACCCCCCCAAAUGGCACAAAAUCCUGAUAGCUAUCCUUCUCCAUCUCCAUCAAUUACGCCAACCACUGGAGACAUUCUCUGUGCUAUCAAUGGCAAAAAGAUUGGCGAUGCCCUUCAAGUCCAAGUGCUUUUGAAUAAUAGCCUGAUGCUGUUUAAGAGAAAUAUUUGUGUUGCGCUCUCUCACUUCGGAGAAGAUGAUGGUGAUCCAAACAGCAUUGACCUCUGGUUCUGUCCCAAGUUGAUGGAUGGUCUCUCUUAUGAUGUGCCUGUUGUGUUGGAGGAACAGACCGAGGAAACACUAAUGCGCCCUUUCGAACUGUUGAGAUCCUACCUACCCGACCUCGAAGGCAGACCAUCUAUCGUCAUUGCGAAGGCCCAUCGGUCUACUGUUACUUCUGGUCCGAUAGUCUUUACGAUCCUGAUAAAGGGAUGGAUCAAGCAAGAAGUCCAGUGGACAGUCGAGAUUGAGGAUCAACUCUGCUGGCUUUUCAAACGCAUCUUCGUAAAGCCAAUGUCGAGGUUUGCGAGACGUCAACUAUCUCCAUCAUUUCUGACGGCAACCCAGUAG